AUGACUGCAGAGGACACUGACGGAUCGAUGUUUCCGACGUUGAUUACCGCCCUUCAGGCUGCUGCAUCCGCGCUUCCAGAGGCGGAACAGCAGUUGCUACCUCCCACGGAUGGCAUUUCCCUCCUCGACGUCAAGAAUGACCUCCUCCUCUCCUACAUCCAAAACCUCGCCUUCCUGGUCAUCAUCAAGCUGCGCAAUGGCUCCACGGGCGCAUUAUCGGCCGAUUUGGUCUCCGAAGUCACGAAACAUCUUGUCGACUUGCGGGUCUAUAUGGAAAGGGGCGUACGUCCUCUGGAGAGCAAAUUGAAAUACCAGGUCGACAAAGUCGUGCGGGCCGCUGAAGAAGCCGAUCGUAGGACUGCACAAAAGGGUCCAUCAGGUGCAGAGGCAAAAGAACGACCUACAAAGAAAACGUCCAAGGAGAACGGCAGUGUCUCAGAGGAGUUCGAAUCUGGUUCGGAAGAGUCUUCGGAAGAUGAUGCUGUGGAAAACAAUCACACUGAAGGUGAUAUGUCGGUCGGACCAAGACCUUCUGCCCUCCUGAGGAACAUGGAUCCACGCAAGCAGGAAGAUCCCUCUGUCAAGUCGCGAUCAACAGCCACGGGCACAUACAAGCCUCCACGGAUAACGCCCACUGCAAUGCCGGAGCCGGCUUCCAAGCGGGACGCCCCGGUGAGGAAGCGCAAGUCACAGCUGCUGGACGAAUACAUUGACGAGGAACUGUCUACAGCUCCACGCGCACAACCGUCGAUCGGCUCAAACAACACGAUCGUCAAGCAUGGACGUGGAGUCAUGUCUUCGAAAGAGCGAGAAAAGGAACGCGCAAGGACAGAAUACGAAGAACAGAACUUUGUCCGGUUGCCCGCGGAGAGCAAAGCUGAGAAGAGGAAAGCGAGGCAACGGGGUGAGAUGGACAAGAGAGAUCUCUUUGGUGGGGAAGACUGGACGGGCCUGGGUGGACUGGGCGACCGCAUCCACAGGAGCGUUGCCGGCAAGGAGAGAUCCGGGUUGCUUGCGCGAAGAGAAAAGAGACGGAGGGACACGCAGGACGGGCCCCGAGGAGACGGAACCAGCGGUUUGGGCAUCGGUGAGAGUUUUGAAAAGAGAAGGAGAAUCAUGCAGCAGAGGGCGGAGAAGAAGACGAGCAGGAAGCGAUGA
This is a messenger RNA of Fonsecaea erecta, 1158 nucleotides long. RefSeq lists its product as hypothetical. NCBI's taxonomy places the organism in Eukaryota, Fungi, Ascomycota, Eurotiomycetes, Chaetothyriales, Herpotrichiellaceae. Gene Ontology annotation, biological process: maturation of SSU-rRNA from tricistronic rRNA transcript (SSU-rRNA, 5.8S rRNA, LSU-rRNA). Bases 1 to 1158 code for a protein of 385 amino acids. The transcript has a single exon. The record is from RefSeq and is a predicted model, not a curated record. Gene Ontology annotation, cellular component: nucleolus; small-subunit processome.